Molecule: messenger RNA, 1791 nt
Organism: Scomber japonicus (chub mackerel)
Lineage: Eukaryota; Metazoa; Chordata; Actinopteri; Scombriformes; Scombridae
Gene: arid3c
Product: AT rich interactive domain 3C (BRIGHT-like)
Exons: 8
Coding region: 34-1791 (585 amino acids)
Biological process (GO): regulation of transcription by RNA polymerase II
Cellular component (GO): nucleus
Molecular function (GO): DNA binding
Source: RefSeq, a predicted model, not a curated record
GAUAAUAUUUGGACGCAUCUGACGGAGAGAAGCAUGGUUGAUAACACAAGUUUAGCAACUAAAUCUGCUUUGCAAGACUCCUUCUCGUCCGCCAGCAGCCUUCCCCUCCAGGCUCCCUCCGCCUCCUCCCACAGCCUGUUCCCCGGCUCACAGUCCCACCAGCCCGGCAGCGGCGGCAUGAAGCUCGAGGCGGUCAUGGAGAACCUACAGCGGCAACAGGCAGCACGGCUGGCCCUGGAGGAGAAGCUUCGGCAGGCAGAGAAGGAGAAAGACCUCCGCUCCAUGGUGGAGUCCCAAAUACACCAACAAGCCCUGGCUUUCCGUCACUACCAGGCGGCGAUGCGAGGCGCUCUGGUCGCCGGAGUUGCCAACUCUUCCCCCGGGGUGACGCUUCCUCACAUGGAGGUCCACAGAGCCGACGAGGACAGAAACUCUUCCAGAGCCGGUAGCGAUGAUAAGGAGCGGGAUGAUGAGGAAGAUGAUAUGGAGGAGCAGGAGGUCAUUGAUGAAGAGGAGGACGACGAAGACGAUAUCGGGUUGAACCACUACAAGCAGCGGCAUUCCUCUCUCCAGGAAGCCUGCCUGUCUCCGAAGAGCGGCCCGAUGCAUCUCAUGGCCAGAGUCCCGGGGCCCUUCGCUCCGGCCCGCCGCGCAGAUUCCCCGUCAGCACAGCCGCAGUCCCAGCACCACGAGUGGACCUACGAGGAGCAGUUCAAACAGUUGUAUGAAUUGGAUGAUGAUGAAAAGCGCAAAGAGUUUCUUGAUGAUCUUUUCAGUUUCAUGCAGAAACGAGGGACUCCAGUGAAUCGGAUUCCUAUCAUGGCCAAGCAGGUGUUGGAUCUCUACAUGCUCUACAAGCUCGUCACCGAAAAAGGCGGCUUAGUGGAAGUCAUCAAUAAGAAAAUAUGGCGUGAGAUCACCAAAGGCCUUAACCUCCCUACCUCCAUUACCAGUGCUGCUUUCACUCUCCGAACACAGUAUAUGAAGUACCUCUACCCAUAUGAAUGUGAAAAGCGGGGACUGAGCUCCCCUGGUGAGCUUCAGGCAGCUAUUGACAGCAACCGGCGGGAAGGCCGUCGGCAGAGCUACGGCUCAGCCAUCUUCAGCUACUCUCCUGUGGGGACCCCCACCCUCCUGUCUUCACCAAAGAUACAAAUGUCCCACCUUCCUAUGCCCCAUCAUAACAGUGGCCAUAUCUCCCAGGUGUCUGUCAUCAAGAAAGAGGAGCCAAUGAUGGCUAGCUGCCUGCCCACUCGGAUGGCCCUGCCCAUGUCGCCCAGCGGCCAUCAUGCUGCAGCUGUGGCUGCUCAGGCAGUGGCUGCUCAGGCUGCUGCUCAGGCUGCAGCGGCCGUUCAGGCAGCAGCUCUGGAACAGCUCAGAGAGAAGCUGGAAAGCGGUGAACCUCCAGAGAAGAAGAUGAUGAUGGUGGCAGAGGAACAGCAGAGGCUCAUGCAGCACGCACUGCAGCAGAACCUGCUGGCUAUGGCCACACAGCUGCCUCUCAACAUCAAACUUAACAACAGAGAUGAUAGACAAGAAACCGCAUUGAACCUGUCUACCAACGGCAUUAGCAGCAUCAACAUGUCAAUAGAAAUAAAUGGAGUUGUCUACACAGGCAUCCUGUUUGCUCGGCAGUCGGCCAUAGCAGGGAUUACGGGCCACCGUGGGAAGCACAGCAACUGUCAGACUCAGGGAAAGACAAGUCCCACACAGUUCCAACCGUCCUGCUCAUCUUCCUCCUCAUCCUCCUCCUCCUCCUCUCUACACGGACACCGAAACUCCUCCCCGUGA